Molecule: messenger RNA, 6706 nt
Organism: Protobothrops mucrosquamatus (brown spotted pit viper)
Lineage: Eukaryota; Metazoa; Chordata; Lepidosauria; Squamata; Viperidae
Gene: ZNF236
Product: zinc finger protein 236
Biological process (GO): regulation of transcription by RNA polymerase II
Cellular component (GO): nucleus
Molecular function (GO): RNA polymerase II cis-regulatory region sequence-specific DNA binding; DNA-binding transcription factor activity, RNA polymerase II-specific
Source: RefSeq, a predicted model, not a curated record
GUUCUAGCACUGAAUGCAGAAUAAUAGUCAUCGCUGGCAAAUAUCAGACUUUUGUAAGUGUGUCUUUUGGUCUUUUUCAAAAGACACACUGCUUUGGCGCCACAUGAGGGAUCAUGAGCAAAAUGACAAGAAUCUCAUCUGUUCAGAAUGCGGAGACGAGUUUACUUUGCAGAGCCAGUUGGCCCUUCAUAUGGAAGAACAUCGGCAAGAGCUGUCUGGAAGCAAAACCCACACCUGCAAAACCUGUAAGAAAGAGGUUGAAACUGCUUCCCAACUAAAGGAACAUAUGAAAACUCACUACAAAAUAAGGGUAUCAAAUACCAGGUCAUAUAAUAGAAAUAUUGACCGAAGUGGGUUUACAUAUUCAUGUCCACAUUGUGGAAAGACUUUCCAGAAACCAAGUCAGUUAACACGACAUGUUCGAAUACACACAGGUGAAAGGCCAUUUAAGUGUAGUGAAUGUGGAAAAGCUUUUAAUCAGAAAGGUGCAUUGCAAACCCAUAUGAUCAAACACACUGGUGAAAAACCGCAUCCUUGUGCCUUUUGCCCUGCAGCCUUUUCUCAGAAAGGCAACCUUCAAUCACACGUUCAAAGAGUACAUUCAGAGGUAAAGAAUGGCCCUAUGUAUAAUUGUACAGAGUGUAGUUGUAUUUUCAAAAGUUUAGGCAGCUUAAAUACUCAUAUCAGCAAGAUGCAUAUGAGCUCCACACAAAACACAACGAACUCUACUACAGAAACAGCUCAUAUUACAACGGUAACAUUAUACUCACAAAUGACUUAUCCACAGGCAGAAAAUCCAAUAACUCCAUCUGCAGGACAUCAAGGUCAGCAAUCAGUAACUGAUGUCAUUCAACAACUCCUUGAAUUGUCAGAGCCAGUGGAAAAUAAUCAGUCCCAGCCAUCUAGUCAGCAACUCAGUAUGGCUGUGGGAAUCAACAGAGAUAUUUUGCAGCAAGCCUUGGAAAAUAGUGGGCUAUCCUCAAUACCAGUUUCAGCAAACACCGACUGCAGUGAAACGAAGACUCCUCCAAGCCCAGAAGAAACUGCAGAUGCUCAGAAUCUCUCCAGCCAUCAAGUCAACUCCAACAAUACGGAACAAGUUAAAGAGCGAGACAACCCAGAGAAAGUAGAUAAAAAAGAGAAAAGGGUUCUGAAGAAAAAAUCCCCAUUUUUACCUGGGUCCAUACGUGAGGAGAACGGAAUACGAUGGCAUAUUUGCCCAUACUGCUCUAAGGAAUUUAAAAAACCCAGUGAUCUCGUACGGCAUAUACGCAUUCACACUCAUGAAAAGCCAUUCAAAUGUCCACAGUGUUUCCGGGCCUUUGCUGUGAAGAGUACUCUCACAGCACACAUAAAAACGCACACGGGCAUUAAGGCUUUUAAGUGUCAGUACUGUAUGAAGUGCUUUUCUACCUCAGGAAGUUUGAAAGUACAUAUUCGCUUGCAUACAGGUAUUAGACCGUUUGCUUGCCCACACUGUGACAAAAAGUUUCGAACUUCAGGUCACAGAAAGACGCACAUUGCUUCUCACUUUAAACAUACUGAACUGAGAAAAAUGCGGCAUCAGCGGAAACCUGCAAAAAUUCGAAUAGGCAAGAGCAACGUGCCAGUACCUGAUAUUCCUUUGCAAGAACCGAUCCUCAUCACAGAUUUAGGUCUUAUUCAGCCAAUCCCAAGGAAUAGCCAAUUUUUCCAAAAUUAUUUCAAUAAUAAUUUUGUGAAUGAAGCAGAUCGGCCAUACAAAUGCUAUUACUGUCACAGAGCUUAUAAGAAGUCUUGUCAUCUUAAACAACAUAUCCGAUCACACACUGGUGAAAAACCAUUCAAAUGUUCUCAGUGUGGAAGAGGCUUUGUAUCAGCUGGAGUGCUAAAGGCGCAUAUUCGAACCCACACUGGAUUAAAAGCAUUCAAAUGUCUUAUAUGCAACGGAGCUUUCACCACUGGAGGGAGUCUGCGGAGGCACAUGGGCAUCCAUAAUGACCUUCGGCCCUAUAUGUGCCCGUAUUGCCAAAAAACAUUCAAAACCUCAUUAAAUUGUAAAAAACAUAUGAAAACGCACAGGUAUGAGCUUGCUCAGCAGCUUCAGCAACAUCAGCAAGCUGCUUCCAUUGAUGACACGGUUGUAGAUCAGCAGAAUUUACAUGUUUCUACACAAAUGCAAGUGGAAAUUGAAAGUGAAGAGUUGCAGUCAACUGAAGCUGUUGCAACAGAUCAAGAAGCUAUUUUAGAUUUAGAACAGCAGCAGGUUGUUGACACUGAAGAAAGCGGACUCAGGCCACAGUUGACUGAUCAGUCAUUAGGUCAAGAGGAAGAUAGAUUUGUGACAUCCCAGCAUGCACUGCAAGAAAAUAUAAACCAGUUUGAGCAGCAAACUAUAGUACAGCAGUCGUUUGAUCAGCAAGGAUUAUCACAAGGUUUUACAGUUAAUGAUGGCUACAGUCAACCAAAUCAGUUUCCAGCAGUACAGCAGCUUCAGGAUUCAAGCACUCUCGAAUCUCAGGCUCUUUCAACAAGCUACCAUCAACCAAAUCUGCUUCAGGUUCCUGCCCCUGACACUAUCAAUGUAGCUACCCGGUUAGUUCAAGAUCAAUCAUCAGACCUUGAGAUGCAUAACCAGCGUUCCCAGUUUCUGGAAGAUAACGAUGAUCAAAGCAAGAGAUCUUACAGGUGUGAGUAUUGCAAUAAGGGCUUCAAGAAAUCUAGCCACUUGAAGCAGCACGUCCGUUCACACACUGGGGAGAAGCCUUAUAAAUGUCAACUCUGCGGCCGGGGAUUUGUCUCUUCUGGAGUUCUUAAAUCUCAUGAGAAAACACAUACAGGAGUUAAAGCAUUCAGUUGCAGUAUUUGUAAUACUUCCUUCACCACCAAUGGAAGCCUUACUAGACAUAUGACAACUCAUAUGAGUAUGAAGCCCUACAAGUGCCCAUUUUGUGAUGAAAGCUUCAGAACCACAGUUCACUGUAAAAAACAUAUGAAAAAGCAUCAAGCAGUGUCUUCAACAGCAGCAACGGGAGAAGUAACUGGAGGGGAAGAAGAAGAGGCAGCAUCUGAAAAGACAAGCUCUCGAAAAUCUAGGCCAGGUGUUAUCACAUUCACAGAGGAGGAAACAGCUGAACUUGCGAAGAUUAGACCUCAAGAAAGUGCCACUGUCUCUGAAAAAGUACUGGUCCAGUCUGCAGCAGAAAAGGACAGGAUUAGUGAAAUCAAAGACAAACAAGCAGAAAUGGAGGCUGAGCCAAAAUAUGCCAAUUGUUGUAGUUACUGUCCAAAAAGCUUUAAAAAACCUAGUGACUUAGUUAGGCAUGUACGUAUCCAUACGGGAGAAAAGCCUUAUAAAUGUGAUGAAUGUGGAAAAAGUUUUACUGUAAAGUCGACUUUGGACUGUCAUGUAAAAACACACACAGGUCAGAAACUUUUCAGCUGCCAUGUAUGUAGUAAUUCAUUUUCUACAAAAGGGAGUUUGAAAGUUCAUAUGCGCCUACAUACUGGAGCAAAGCCUUUUAAGUGUCCUCAUUGUGAAUUAAGGUUUCGGACUUCUGGACGCAGAAAGACUCACAUACAGUGCCAUUUUAAAUCAGAGGCCAAGAAAGCCAGGAAACCUGGUUCUCGUGCUACAGCUAAAGGUCUACAGCCAGUCAAUCUUCUUAAUUCAUCCACAAAUGAUCCUAAUGUUUUCAUCAUGAAUAAUUCGGUGCUGACAGGCCAGUUUGAGCAAAAUUUGCUCCAGCAAAGUAUCGUUGGUCAGGCUAUACUUCCUGCUUCUAUGUCAGCUGGAGGUGAUUUAACUCUAUCCUUGACAGAUGGUAGUUUGGCCACCCUUGAAGGAAUACAGUUGCAACUUGCUGCCAACUUGGUUGGACAGAAUGUUCAAAUUUCUGGAAUAGAUCCUAGUAGCAUUAACAACAUUACUUUACAGAUUGACCCCAGUCUUUUGCAACAGACUCUUCAACAGAGUAAUGUACUGAGCCAGCAGCUAACAGGAGAUCCCAGUAUGGUGUCUCAGAACUCCUCCCUACAGACAGCAGAAAGUACAGUGUCAGCAGCAAAUGUGGUAAUACAGCCCUUGUCAGGCUUGUCCUUACAGCCCAAUGUUACUUCUUCAGCAAAUAUGACAAUGGGGCCUAUGGCUGAGCAAGAAUCUGUAUUGGCUACAACUACUACAGGUUCACAGGAUCUCUCUCAAGUUAUGACUUCACAGGGAAUGGUAUCAACUGCCAAUGGUCAGCAUGAGAUUACACUGACAAUAAAUAGUUCUGGUCUGAGUCAUGUUUUAACUCAUGCUUCUAGUUCAACCACUACAAAUUCAUCAGGAACCCCUCAAGAGAUCACCCUUACUAUAUCUGAACUUAACACUUCAAACGGAAACCUUCCAGCAACACCACCCCUGUCUCAGCCAGCUCAGAAUCUAGUAAUGUCAUCUCCAGGUGUGGGAGGAGAUGGCAGUGUCACGUUGACCCUGGCAGAUACUCAGAGUAUGUUAUCUGCUGGUCUUGAUGCAGUCACACUUAAUAUCACUUCACAGGGUCAACAGUUUCCUGCUUUACUCACAGAUUCUACUCUCUCUGGGCAGACCAAUUCAAACUCGCAGCAGGUCAUAUUAGUCAGUCAUGCUCCACAUUCAGUACCUCCAAACCAUGAUGAAUUAACUUAUCAGGUGAGUGAGGUUUCUCCAACUCCGUCAAAAAGUAUUCAAAUGGAAAAAGAGGCCCGUGUGCAUCAUUGUUUUGAGUGUAGUCAAACGUUUGCUUCGAUCACCAUGCUAAUGCAGCACAGUAAGGAAGUUCAUGGAAAAGAAAGAAUCCACGUCUGUCAUAUUUGCAAUAAAGCCUUCAAACGAGCCACGCAUCUUAAGGAGCAUAUGCAAACGCAUCAGGAUGGACCAUCACUGAGUUCCCAAAAGCCAAGAGUAUUUAAAUGUGAUACUUGUGAAAAAGCCUUUGCUAAACCAAGUCAAUUGGAAAGACAUAGUCGCAUCCAUACAGGUGAGCGGCCCUUUCAGUGUACCUUGUGUGAGAAAGCUUUUAACCAGAAGAGUGCACUGCAAGUUCACAUGAAAAAACAUACAGGAGAAAGGCCGUACAAAUGCGAUUACUGUACAAUGGGCUUCACCCAGAAAAGCAACAUGAAGCUUCAUAUGAAACGGGCUCAUGGCUAUUCUGGUGCAGUGCAAGAAUCAACCAGUCAUCAAGGACAGGAAGGCGAAGACAUUAAUCGUGCUCUGAAUUUGGAAGAAGUUGUUCAAGAAUCUUCAAAUGAGUGGCAGAGUAUAACCAAUAUUUUUUGAUGACUAUAAGAUGAAAGCUCCAAAUGCUUUCAGGACUAGAAUUUUUUUUUUCUUCUAAAAAUAGUCAUCUGUGGAUUUUUACUAUUAAAGCAUAUUGCAAAUAAUAAGGAUGAUAUAGCUUUUUAAAUAUGAUGAAACACCUAAAUGAAUUUCUGUCUUUUGUAAGCAUAUAGAAUAUUUGAGAAACAUCCGAUAAACUUUGCUGUAUUGUCUACAAUCAGUGAUCUCAGGUAGAUGGAACUUGUUUAUCUUUUUUCAUUCCACCAUAAGUGUAUUCUCUAAAACAGAAAUACACCCAGACCUUGAAAUCAGUGAAGAGUGAAUCUGAAAUAGGCCUUCAGGAUGUUCUGUCAAUCAUGAGGAUGUCUUGAGUAUUUAAAACAAAUAAAAUCUUAUGGGUGCCGUAGACAGCGCAGAUAGUACAUGAUCUAAGGCUGUUUUAGACCAUUAAUUGGUGUUGCAGAUAUGUCAGGAUGAUAGCGCGUAUUCAUUUUGUUUGAUGACUGUUAUUAUUUCUCAGCUUUAAACUCAGCAAUAAUUCAAAUGAACACUUAACAACUGAGAUUCCAUGAGGUAAAUGAUAAACACAUAUAUUUUCAUAUAGAUCUUUCAGCAGAAAAACCUUUUGCUGAAUAACCAUAAAAAUAUAAGCCAUAUAUUCAAGACGGUAGGACUUAUAAGACUAUAUAUUCCCUUAAGAAGACCAAAUCAGCUGCAGGUUACGUUACAGCACAGUCAUUCUGAAAGAUAGCUCCAGAUUAGAAGUUCUUGUUACUAUUGUCAUCAAUUUGUCUUGACAGUUAUAAAAUGUUUAAAGACUACCUAGGCUUUUUCAGUAUUACUCUGAAAGGUCCCAUUUAUUUGGAAGAGGUAUAAUCAUAUCAAAACACCCACAUUGGAACAAAGCGUAUGUUCUGUUUUAGUCAUUCCAAAGACAGAAAGAUCUUGCUUAAUUUUACUUAGAAAUUUUAAAAUUUCUUUAUAUGUUAUAUAUAUGUGUGUGUGUAUAUAUACAGAUAUUUAAGCCUCUGUGUGGCUGAUGAGUAUAUUUUGUAAAUAAUAAUUCCAGUUUCAAGAAGUGUUUAUAAAGUUUUCAACUUUAGAUGAACAUUUCAAAAUCAGUAUUGAUUCAUUUUAAUGUAAUGUAGACAUGUUAUAUCUUUAUGAAAAUAUUAUUGCUUUUAAUUUGUUUCUCGGUUCCAGAAAAAAAAAACUAUCUGUACAUAUAAUUUAUAUUUUGUGUAUUAUAAGACUAGUACUUUCUAUUUUCCAAAAAAAGGAAAAAAAAUCACUGCUUUUGAUAGGACAUCUCAUAAUUUUUUUGUUAACUCUGGACAUAUGUAUAUAAGUAAUAUAGCUGGUGACUUGAAAAUAACACUUUUGUUAUGUGGAAAUAUUUAAGUCAAACAUGUUGAAUAAUAU